AUGGAUGUAGUGCAGGCCACGUCGGGCUACGUCACCAAAAUGGUGUCGGCCGGCGAGAGCACAACAGGUGCGCCGCCGGCCAAAAUGAAGAUCUUGCUGCUGGACAGGGAGACGCUGCACUUCAUCUCGAGCGCUGUGUCGCAGUCAGCCCUGCUGAACCACGAGGUCUAUCUCAUAGACCGCCUCGAUAACCCCAACCGCGAGAAGAUGCGCCAUCUGCGCUGUCUCUGUUUUGUGAGGCCACACCCAGACUCCAUCGGCCAGCUCAUCGAUGAGCUGCGGGAACCCAAGUACGGGGAGUACCAUCUGUUCUUCAGCAACGUUGUCAAGAAGUCGACGUUAGAGCGCCUGGCAGAGGCCGAUGACCAUGAGGUGGUCAAGCUGGUGCAGGAGUACUUCCUCGACUACGUGGUCAUCAACCCGGAUCUCUUUUCCCUCAACAUGUCUCUACCCGUGCACCGGAUAUGGAGUGGCAGCCCGGACACCUGGAACACGAAUUCGCUGCAACGGGCCACCGAAGGCAUCAUUGCCAUGCUCCUAAGUCUCAAGAAGAAGCCCCUAAUCAGAUACCAAAGAACCAGCCCCUUAGCGAAAAAGCUUGCUUCCGAGGUGCGGUACUACAUGACCCAAGAAGAUCAGUUAUUUGACUUCCGGAAAGUCGACACGCCCCCCCUCCUUUUGAUCUUGGACCGGAGGGAAGACCCCAUCACCCCGCUACUCAUGCAGUGGACAUACCAAGCCAUGGUACAUCACCUGCUGGGCAUCAACAACGGCAGGGUAGAUCUCAGCGAGGUGCCCGAUAUCAGGCCGGAGCUCAAGGAGAUUGUACUAUCACAAGACCAAGACCCUUUCUUCAAGAAGAACAUGUACCUCAACUUCGGCGACCUGGGAAGCAAUAUCAAGGACUACGUCGAGCAAUACCAGUCCAGGACUAAGAACAACGCCGACAUUGAGUCAAUAGCCGACAUGAAGCGCUUCAUCGAGGAGUAUCCCGAGUUCCGGAAGCUCUCGGGCAACGUAAGCAAGCACGUCACGCUCGUCUCAGAGCUGAGCAGGCGGGUGGGCACCGAGAACCUCCUCGAAGUCAGCGAGCUUGAACAGAGUAUAGCGUGCAACGAGAAUCACGCAGCAGAUCUAAAGAAUAUCCAAAAACAAAUCCAAUCACCAUCGGUGACCCCCGAAAACAAAGUUUACCUCGUCGCCCUCUACGCCCUACGCUACGCCAAACACCCCUCGAAUUCGCUCCCCAUGCUGACCGACCUCCUCAGCGCGGCGGGCGGCGUCUCGCCCCGCCAGGCUGCCCUCGUCUCCAAGCUGCUCACGUACCACCACUCCCUGCAGCAGUCCCCCGCCACCACGGGCGGCAUCACGGAGCUGUUCGAAUCGACGGGCCUCUUCAGCUCGGCCGGCUCCCGCUUCAAGGGGCUCAAGGGCGUCGAGAACGUGUACACGCAGCACUCCCCGCUGCUGGAGACCACGCUGCAUCAGCUGGUGAAGGGCAAAUUGCGGGAGGCGCAGUACCCGUUCGUGGAAGGCGGCGGCACGACCAGGGAUAAGCCGCAGGACGUGGUGGUGUUCAUCGUGGGCGGGGCGACGUAUGAGGAGGCGAAGAUGGUGGCCGGCAUCAAUGCUUCGACUCCCGGGGUCAGGGUCGUACUGGGCGGCACGACGGUGCAUAAUGCGGCGACGUUCAUGGAGGAGGUGGACGAUGCGGUGUCGAGUUGGCCUGAGGUCGGGGGAGCGGGGAGGAGGCGGUAG
Molecule: messenger RNA, 1758 nt
Organism: Chaetomium strumarium
Lineage: Eukaryota; Fungi; Ascomycota; Sordariomycetes; Sordariales; Chaetomiaceae
Product: Sec1-like protein
Exons: 2
Coding region: 1-1758 (585 amino acids)
Biological process (GO): intracellular protein transport; vesicle-mediated transport
Cellular component (GO): Golgi membrane
Source: RefSeq, a predicted model, not a curated record